CGCAUUCUGUCCUCACUCACUCACUCUCCCUGCCGCCGCUGAGACACGAAGAGUAACUGCCUCGCAACGCCGCCCUUGCCAUCGCGACAGAGUGUCGUACACAGCGGAGCUCCCUCGCGACGCCAUCCUCACUGUGCCGUUUCAGGUGCAAGAUUGGAGAUAUGCUAGAACAAUAAGUUCAGCAAAAGCCAGGUUCUGAAUGGGGUGGAAGCAGUGGAGAUAGGUGUUUGACGAAAUUCCCCAUAAACGAAGCUCAUGGGCAAGAAAGGAGGGGCCAAAAAAUUAGAGUCUGUGUCUCACACUCCAAUAUCAUUGAGGGAAGAAGCCACCGGAAAAAUACAAACCAAGGCAGCCUCAAACACCAAGUCCAAAUUGAGAUUUGAGCACUUGAAAAACCUAGCAGUGUGGGCCACCGCCAUACCAUCUUUGGGUGCCUUCUAUGGACACCAAUUCGCCGCCUUUGGAGAGGCCACUGGAAUACCACCCGAUCCUUCUUUAAUAACUUGCCAAAGAUGUGAAACUAUUCUUCAACCUGGAUUUAAUUCAACUGUACGAAUUGAGAAGAAUCAAUCAAAGCUCAGGCAUAGACACAAGAAGUCUGGUAACAUCACUCAAAACAAGGUAGUGUACAAGUGCCAUUUUUGUUUGCAUCAGAAUCUGAAGAGAGGGACUCCUAAGGGACACAUAAAAGGAAUCUGUCCAUCAAAAGAUAAAUCAUCGUUAGAGUCAACACCUCCAUCAAAAUCCAUCACAAGUGAUUCUUCUAAAUUAGAGAAAGGCAUUUUAAGCAAAGAUGAAGCCAAUGAAAUAAAUGUGUUUCCUUUACGAGAUGUAGCUAACGUGGACGGUUUAGCUACUCCGUCAAGUACAAAUACGACAACUUUGUCUAAAAAGGCUAUUAAAACUAUAAACAAGUCUGCAAAACAAGUAGCAAAAUCUGCAAGUACAUCCAACAAAAGACGAAGAAAAUCUUGGACUAGUUUAAAGGAAAUUGCUCAGAGCAACGAGCAUAAGAACAAUCCGAUUGCUAAUUUAACGAUCCCAUUCUUUUUAUAAGCAGAGAUAUUUUCUAUAUAGGUUAAAUUGAGUUGUAUUUCUUUUUACAUGAUGCAUGCAGGCUUUAUGUUUUAUCUGCUGAUUACACUUUCAAGCAAAUAUGUUUUUACUGUGUUUGAUGCUCUGUUGGACUUUUGUUCUCCUGCAUGGAUAUCAGUUUAGUUUUCUUUUUUCUAUUUGCAAUUUAAGCUUGUCUCUAUGAGCUACAGUAGUGUAGCUGUCUCA
Molecule: messenger RNA, 1281 nt
Organism: Glycine soja
Lineage: Eukaryota; Viridiplantae; Streptophyta; Magnoliopsida; Fabales; Fabaceae
Exons: 4
Coding region: 256-1056 (266 amino acids)
Biological process (GO): RNA processing
Source: RefSeq, a predicted model, not a curated record